GUUCGUACAUUUUUCAGAGAAGGUUGUAGAGACGCUCCAAGCUGUUUUCUAAAACUUCUAGCGAAAGGACAUUCGACUUCACUACUUAGGUAAAAAUGGCUUCUUCUCACAAUGCACGAGAGUUCCGGGGUAACCAAGGUGAAGACGAAGAUGUUGAUGUGAUAUCCGUGGAGCCCAUUGCCAUGAUAGUGUCGCCGGAGUUACAAGACUCGCCCAGAACCGCCACGUCGGAGAGUAGCGCUAGUUCGAGCACGGGUGGUAGUUCUGGGGACCACCGGCCUUCAACCUCCAGUGAUUCACCCACGGAAGAGACACCCAGUGGUGGUGCUGAAGAGGUCGGGUGCAGUGCACCAGUGAUGAGUGCCGCAGCAGAGGUAGUGGUGUUCGAGGGGUGGGAGAGCAAGGUUCUCAGUGGGAGGCUGGACAACCUUUGCAAGGCCCCAAAAACCCUCCCGGCCAGGCUUCAGGGAUGCCCGCAAAGGCAACGGUCUUCAGGUCGCUCUUCCUGUGCCGUCUGUGUCCCUCCACCAGCGGUACGAGAUGAAUCGGCUGCUCGACCAUGUGAAGCGGGGGGUUUAGUGGAUCUGGAAGCCUUGGUUACCCCAGAUCAGAUCGCACUUCUGGGGUUUGUCGACGUGGCAAACCUUCACGGGGAAGGAGAAAUGAGCAGCAUUUUAGAGAGGCAGCGCCAGCGCGCACAAGGCUCGAGGAACCGGGGGGCUGACUCGGCACAGAGGCCGCGUGUCGAGCAACGAGUAGAGCCUGCGCCCUCAAGCUCAAAAAGGCGCUUGCGAGAGGACUCAGACGCAGAGGAUGACGUCCCCCUCAUCCGGCAGAGGACGAGUACGGGGAACCAGCCCGCUCCAGCCGCUACUGCGCGACCUGCGAACGUGCCUCCAACGCCAGCUUGUGAGGUCACCCAGCCAACGCCUGCCUCGUCGUUUGUAGCGGGGCCACGAAUUGCGUACCCAGAUGGCUUCAAUUAUGUAAGAACUGAUUGCCAUGCUGCCAUGCUGCAGGGUAUGCAGAAUUUCGUGCCCCCUGCAGACCGGCAACGUGCCAAGGGGCACGUUCAGCAGCAUGGGGGACAUGCUGCUCUAAUCAAGCUUAUGGAUGCGUUCAGCUACACUAUCGCGCUCUUUGAUUUGGCUGACGAGGUCAGUUGUUUGCAAAGCUCGGAGAUGGCGAACCGAGCAGCGUCAGCCGAAAGCCCAGCUGAUGAGUUGGCUCGCAAGGUCAGCGAGCUGAGGGAGGAGCUUGACAGAGCUCGGGCAGAAAAGGAAAGCGGCAUUCAAGCUGCGAAGGAGGAGGCCGGCCGUGCAGAGGACCGGGCCAAAAAGGUAGAAGCUGAGAGGGAACAGACUCUGCACGAGCUAAUGGCUUCAGCCAACACCACCACGGACAUUUUCAAUGAAGUUCGUGGACGGGUGCUAAGGGUCCGGGCUGACUUCUCCAUUGGCGAGCUGGCCUUCUUCGAGGGUGAGGAGAUCGAUAAUGAAGGGAAGAGCCUCGCCCUUCCAGCUAACACCAGGGUGAGGCUGAAAUGGGAACUUAAUGAGGAGAGGUUGCCCGUGUGGCCCCCCUCUGUCAUUGAAGAGGGGGAGGACACAGAGGGGUUGCCAAGCUUUGAUGCUUGGGUGGCAGACCCGCAUGAUGUGCCUGCUAAGCCUUCCAGCACUCCUCCCUCUGCUCUGCCUCAGCUCGCACCAGCUGCUGCUCCUGCUUUCUCUCCUCCAGAUCGGUCAUCUCCAGCUCGAUCUGCUGCUGCACCUAACGAUGCAUCCAUCCCCGUCGACCUGACGGAUGAUUAGCUUAGGACUUUUUGCUUUGCUUUUUGUAUUUUUAUGUUAAUCAACCACAUGUAAAAGAACAUUCAUGAAAUACAACUCCAACGUUUUCUUUUGAAAUCGCUGUGUAUUGUUCUUUACAUUGCCUUUUACAUUUGAUUGUGAGUAACUUGAACUAAGAUAACAAUAUUGAAAUGCUAAUUGUAAAACUUUCUAAGGUUGUGUAUGUUCCAAAUGAAUGGUAACGGACGAC
Rubroshorea leprosula is the source of this 2040-nucleotide messenger RNA. The record is from the annotation of a GenBank genome assembly. NCBI's taxonomy places the organism in Eukaryota, Viridiplantae, Streptophyta, Magnoliopsida, Malvales, Dipterocarpaceae.